AUGGAUCGUAGAUCCCGACUUCAGCCAGGGCGCCGAGCUCGCCACAAUUACAACGAUCUGUGCCCACCCAUAGGCCGCCGGGCAGCCACCGCGCUCCUCUGGCUCUCCUGCUCCAUCGCGCUCCUCCGCGCCCUUGCCACCUCCAGCACCCGCGCCCAGCAGCGCGCGGCUGCCCAGCGCCGGAGCUUCCUAAACGCCCACCACCGCUCUCCCGCCCAGGUAUUUCCCGAGCCCCCUGAAUCUGACCACGAGGACAUAGACCUCGAGCCCUCCCUCCCCGAGUGCCCAGAGUACCAGGAAGAAGAGUUCGACUACGAAUCCGAGUCCGAGUCUGAAAUCGAGUCCGAGACCGAAUUCGAGACCGAGUCUGACACCGCCCCCACCACUGAGCCGGAGACCGAGCCCGAGGACGAGCGGGGCCCCGUGGUGCCCAGGCGCCCCACCUUCCACCAAUCUCUCACCGAGCGCCUCAGCGCCCUGAGGCUGCGGAGCCCCGACGCCUCCCCGGCUCGUGCGCCGCCCAGCACUCAGGAGUCUGAGAGCCCCCGACAAGGGGAGGAGCCCAAGGACAAGGAUCCGAGGGACCCCGAAGAGUCUGAGGAGCCAAAGGAGGAGGAGAAGCAGCAGCAGCGCCGCUGCAAGCCGAAGAAGCCCACCCGCCGCAACCCAUCCCCCGAGUCCCCUUCCAAAAGGGGGCCCAUCCCCAUCCGGCGUCACUAA
Rangifer tarandus platyrhynchus (Svalbard reindeer) is the source of this 720-nucleotide messenger RNA. NCBI's taxonomy places the organism in Eukaryota, Metazoa, Chordata, Mammalia, Artiodactyla, Cervidae. The record is from the annotation of a GenBank genome assembly.